Messenger RNA from Gekko japonicus, 1626 nucleotides. RefSeq names its product mitochondrial ribosomal protein L21 (gene MRPL21). The transcript is spliced from 7 exons. The record is from RefSeq and is a predicted model, not a curated record. Bases 70 to 657 code for a protein of 195 amino acids. Gene Ontology annotation, molecular function: structural constituent of ribosome. NCBI's taxonomy places the organism in Eukaryota, Metazoa, Chordata, Lepidosauria, Squamata, Gekkonidae. Gene Ontology annotation, cellular component: ribosome; mitochondrial large ribosomal subunit.
CUCCUCCUCCCCCGUGCCGUGUGACACUUCCGUUUCCGUUGCUAGGACGGGGAAGAAGGGGAGGCGGCGAUGGCGCUGGCGGGGAUGGCGGCUUCGUGUGGGCGCGCUUGGAGUCGAGCGGGAAGAGCCUCUCUGUUGUGGUCUACGGUUCGAAAAAGUUCACAGAGUGCUUCAGUACAGCAAGGAGUCCUUCCGAAAACAUCUUUAUCUUCACCCCCAUGGCCUGAAGUCAAACUGCCAGAUCCAGCAGAAGACCUAAUGCUCCACAGAGAGCUUGUGCAGAAAGUGAAUGAACAAAUUGCCGACAGACACUAUGGAAGGCUAUUUGCAGUCGUUCACUUUGCCAGCAGACAGUGGAAAGUAACCGGUGAAGACUUGAUUUUGAUUGAAGGUCACAUACCAGCUGAAUGUGGAGACAGAAUCCGGAUGGAGAAGGUGUUGCUGGUCGGUGCAGAUGACUUCACGCUGCUUGGGAGGCCACUUCUGGGAAAGGACCUUGUCCGUGUGGAGGCGACUGUCAUUGAAAAGACAGAAUCUUGGCCAAAAAUUAAUAUGAGGUUUCGUCGAAAAUGCCAUUUCCAGAGGAAGAGAAUUAUGAUUCAACCACAGACUAUCCUCAGGAUAAACACCAUUGAAGUUGCUCCCGUUCUGUCAUGAUGCAUUCUUGGGCUUGGUUUGUUUGUCAAUUUGCUUUAGGGCAAUUUGAAAGUGAGACGUGUUCCUGUUGCAUUCUGUCAUUGCCUCUACUAGAAAUCUAUUAGGAAAUAAAACUGUUAUUUCUCAUUUGGCGGUGAUGGUUUUGUGACUGUGCUCAUAAAACUGGUAAUCAGAGGAUUCCGUUCUCAAAAAAAAUAAAAAAAAUAAAAUCAGAGGAUUCCGUUCUCCUCUGAUAGACAUUUGGGAAGAAUAAUAUAGAACACGUGUAGACCAGAACUUGUAACCUCUCAUUCAAGUCAACCCCAGCCCAUCAGCUAUGUCUGGUAUCCCCAUGAGGAGCUCUUUAAACCUGCGUUCGUUGCCCGUCGAGGACUGCAAGGAUGGGAUGGAGUGGCAGUGGUGGUGUCCAGCAACAAUACAUGACUGGUGGACUGUGUUCAUCUUGGGGUUUCCCAAGUUAUACAGGUCUGACUUGAGCUUUGUUGUGUCCCUGUGCACUGAAGUAUGGCUCUUCUGUUUUUGGCAAUGGAAAGGGAAGACACUCAUUGUCCUUAUGGAGCCUUGUCUGUUUGAGGAGCAGUAAAGUCCACUGUGCAUGGAAUUCUCUGAAUCACAGCUGUAUAAUAAAAGCAUGAAACCAAGUGUUUGCCUUUUCCAAGAGGGCCACGUCAUGCUAAAAAUGCCACCCUGCACUAGGGAAGGUCUGUGGCUUAGUGACAGAACAUGCAGGAAAUCCCAUGUCCACUCUCUGGCCUCUCCGGUUAAGAGAAUCUCAGGCAGCCUUCUGUCUUACGAGACCCCAGAGAGCUACUGUCAGUCAGAGGAGACUGUACACAGCUAGAGACUCUGGUUAUGGUUUGAUGGCGCGUAAUGCAACAGCCUUGCUGUGGGUAGGCAGGAAUAGGUCUCACCAGCAAUGUUCCCUCUAAGCUGUAGGGUCCUGUGAGCAAAAAUUCUACUUUGUGAGCU